Messenger RNA from Boleophthalmus pectinirostris (great blue-spotted mudskipper), 1332 nucleotides. Its product is annotated as interleukin-1 receptor type 1-like. NCBI's taxonomy places the organism in Eukaryota, Metazoa, Chordata, Actinopteri, Gobiiformes, Gobiidae. The transcript is spliced from 8 exons. Gene Ontology annotation, molecular function: interleukin-1 receptor activity. The record is from RefSeq and is a predicted model, not a curated record. Bases 62 to 1141 code for a protein of 359 amino acids.
CCUGAGUUGAGUAACCUAUAAAAGAGCAGCGCAGCUUUCUGCGCCGUUAGACACGAUCAAGAUGCAGACAUUAUUGCGCGUCUUUUUGUUGAUAUCUCUCUCUCUGCUCACAGAUGUUUGUUGUGAGGAGGUAUUUGUCCGGGCUGGGGACAUGGUUGUACUGCAAUGUCCCAAAAGCAGAAGAACCAUGGCAAGCACACCAUCCUGGGCCAGUUACACGCCUCAAAAGAAGAUUUUAACCAGUGACACAAACUCCACUGCGCCGCUCCUGAUUCACAAGAGGAGCUUGGUUUUACUGAAAGCCUCUCCAGACCAUCAGGGGAAAUACUCCUGCUCUGUGGGGAACAAGACAUUUUGGUCCCAGCUAGUUGUCUUGACUGCAGUUUCUGAUGGUAGCCACUCGGGGGCGCAGUACACCACCACCUGCUUCACUGGGGACAGCUGCACUUUAAGAUGUCCCAUCUCCAACGCCCCUGCAUCAGACAUACCCUCGAUGACCCGCAACGGCAUCACAUGGACUAAGAGUGAGAGGACACUGUUUAAAGACGUUUUGUUCUUCUCAAGUGUUGAGGAGACUAAUCAGGGGACUUACGACUGCACUCGUUCCUAUCUCUACAAAGGUCAAACUUAUAACAUGACCUACACCAACAAACUCUUUGUCAAAGCUCCAGAACCACCGGCAGAUGUUAAGAUAAUUUCACCGCAGCAUGGUGCAAUUUUUGAAACUGUAUUAGGUUCUGGUUUUGUGAUCAACUGCAUAGCUACGUUAUCCUCAGAUUUUGAUGAGGUAUUUUGGAUGACUGACACAUCAUCUGUGGACUCUGAUACAAAUUUGAGAGUCUUCUCCAACUCUACAAUAUUAUCAGAUAACAAGGAGAUACAGAUGACAGCAUCGCUGAUCUUUAAAGAGGUUUUAGAAGAAGAUUUGUCAAAAGAUUUCACCUGCAAACUUGAAUCUGUGUCAGUGCCAUCAAGCUUUGUGACAAUCUCUCUGGAACAAAAAAAACAAGAAACAUCAGAUUUUCCUAUUGUCCUUUGUGUGUCCAUUGUGGUCAUACUGUUGGGGACUGCUGCAGCUGCUCUGACUUGUAUUAAAUUGAAAAAAGAUCUAUACCACCUCCUGCCACCACAAAGGAGAUGAGAGGAACCGUUUAUUGAGAUACGCCCUGGUCCUGGCUCUUUUAUAAUAAUAGUAUAAAUGGAUUAUCUUAUAUUGCACUUUUCUAGUCUCUCACAACAUUAUUUAUUCACUCAUAAUUAUGAGUUCUUGUUAUGUAAAUGUAUUCAACUUUAUUUAUUAAAGAUCCUGUCUCUUGUGAGCUUUAAGUCAUA